GCAAAGUUUAAAUUGUCCAUAAGUAAUAAGUAAACCAUAUAUGAAGAUAAUAAAGAAGAUAUGGUUUUGGUUGCUAUGAGAAGCUCUAACAUGGCAGCAAAACAGUUGGAGAUUUUUGAAGUUGGACCCUGCAAAAAUGCAUACCAAACCGGUUUCUUGAUAGGCCAAAAAUUUUCUGAUAAGAUAAGAAACAGAAUAUCCACAGAUCUCAUUCUUCAAAAUCAACUCCGUCCAUUUGCUAAAUCUUUAGAGUCGAAACAGUUGAUCGAAGCUCUCACUGAGAACAACCGGAACAAAUUUCCGGGGUACUGGGAUGAGCUUUUAGGAACUGCUGAUGGAAGUGGAGUGCCUGUUCUUGAUAUGAUAUUAAUCAAUUUCCGGAAGGAGAUUCUACCGUUUCUUCCGAACACCGGAACAGAUUCGAAGGUCGAAACUUCUGACGAUUGUUCCGAUGUUCUUGUUGUUAGCGAUGACAUGGCACUUGCAGCACAUAAUGAGGACGCAAAUGUUGCUCUAGUUGGACAUACAUAUAUAAUCAAGGGAAAUAUGUCAAACGGGCAAUCAUUCAUUGGUUAUACAUAUGCAGGAGAACUUCCUAGCUGUGCUUUUGGGUUCAACACUCAUGGAAUGGCAUUUACACUCAAUUCAGUGCCACCAACUACAGACGAGAUUAUGGCCGGAGGAAUUGGGAGGAACUUUAUCUCACGGGACCUACUCGAAGCUACGAGCAUCGAUGAUGCGUUGACUAGAAUACAUUCAUCUGAAGUUUCUGUAGGGCACAGUUACAAUCUCAUAGACAUAAGGACAAGGAAAAUUUUAAAUGUUGAAACUGCAUCAAGAAACCGAGUUUCAGUUCAUGAAGUCGGUGCAUCACCGUUCUUCCAUGCCAACAUGUAUCUCCACCUUCAAGUUCAACAGGUACAAGAUGACAAUUCAACUAGCAGGCAAGAAAGAGCAAAUGUGCUACCAAAACAAUCUAAAAAGGAUUUCUUGUCAAUUCUUGGAGAUAUGCAUGACAAACAAUACCCAAUUUACAUGACAGGUCCAACGCUAUACACCCUCUGCACAGCUUUAAUAGAUCUGGAUGACCAAACACUAUCAAUUAUUGAGGGAAAUCCAACGAAAGGAGAGGUUUCCUAUGUUUUCUCAAUGUCUGCGAAAGAGUAGACAGUACAUACCACCACGAGAUGUCAUUGAAAAUGUCUUGUAUCUCGAGGCCUUAUGCAGGCUCAUAGAGGCCUAGUACAUGGCCAUCUAAGCAGCGAAUGGCCGCAACCUGAUACGAACAAUUGAAUGACACUGUUAAAAAUGUUGCAAGUUCUUACGAAAGAUAGGAACAAUCGAAUGAAUGAAUUUUUUACCUUUCCAUGGUAUUCAUA
Molecule: messenger RNA, 1379 nt
Organism: Mercurialis annua (annual mercury)
Lineage: Eukaryota; Viridiplantae; Streptophyta; Magnoliopsida; Malpighiales; Euphorbiaceae
Exons: 7
Coding region: 61-1167 (368 amino acids)
Source: RefSeq, a predicted model, not a curated record